Molecule: messenger RNA, 1078 nt
Organism: Sceloporus undulatus (fence lizard)
Lineage: Eukaryota; Metazoa; Chordata; Lepidosauria; Squamata; Phrynosomatidae
Gene: ALOX5AP
Product: arachidonate 5-lipoxygenase activating protein
Biological process (GO): leukotriene biosynthetic process
Cellular component (GO): nuclear envelope; endoplasmic reticulum; membrane
Molecular function (GO): leukotriene-C4 synthase activity; enzyme activator activity; glutathione peroxidase activity
Source: RefSeq, a predicted model, not a curated record
GACUUAGCAGAACAUCUUCACAGUCACUCUGACAAAAUGGAUCAAGAAGUUGUGGAGCAUAUCGUACUUCUGGUCAUUGUCACACUUUUAAGUGUCGUCCAAAAUGCCUUCUUUGCACACAAAGUUGAAGAAGAAAGCAAGAGCAAAAUUGUUCAGCGAGCAGUUCCAUCUGCCUUUGAGCGUGUCUUUAAUGCCAACCAAAACUGCAAAGAUGCAUAUCCUACAUUUCUUGCCUUACUCUGGUGUGCUGGCUUGCUGUGCAGCCAAGCUCCUGCAGCAUUUGCUGGACUGAUGUACUUGUAUGUGAGGCAGAAGUACUUUGUUGGCUACAUGGGGGAGAGAAGCCAGAGCAUUCCUGGUUACAUGUUGGGAAAACGCCUUAUAUGUUUCCUGUUUCUUAUGUCUGUCGCUGGAGUACUCAAUUAUUACUUGGUCUUUUUUUUGGGAAGCGACUUUCAAAUGUAUAUAAAAACUGUAUCCAAUACCAUCUCCCCACUCUUACUUAUUCCUUGAUGCUCUGGAGAGAGAAAGAGGUGAGAGAGAAUAGAAGAGGUCAGCAUGCUUAGCCAAUCAAUAUCCAGAAGCAGAUGUUUGAAAAGAACCUACAAAGCCCCUUUUAGAUCGCCAUCAAUCUAAAGCUCCCAGGGACUUUGUAGUUUUGAUUUAACACAGUCCCCCCACCCCAAGAAGAUGAUUUAUUGUGUGCAGUUCACAUGUCUUUGUGGAGAAGAGUACUAUGUUCCUGUAAAUAAUUGGAUCCCCUUCUAUAAAUGCAUUUGGUCAUUGGAUUCUGAAGUGCAAGGAUUUUUUUUAAUUGUAAAGAUGUAGUGCCUGAUUCUGCAGUCUUCAUGAAUUUUGAAUUUCUAGGACAGUCAGCUCCCAUUUGGGUAGCUAUAUAGACCAAGACACUUGGCAGUUACUAUUACUGUUGCAUUAGCUUUAUAGAUAAAACAUGAAGGAUAUGGUACACCACUUUCUUUUUAGUUUGUUUCAGAGCAUGUUAGAAUUUUAAAUAAAAUGAUUUACAACUAUUACUGCACAUUAUUUCCUUUACUUCUUAGUGAUGUGUUUUACAGAA